AUGUCGUCCCCCGCAUCCAACACGAAGGCAACACAGUGGCCGGUCGUCCAGCGCUUCCGCAACGGCAUCCCAGGUCCUUUCUUGGCGAAGCUCUCGCCGCUCUGGAAGAUCUACCACGUCCUGCGCGGCUCGUACAGGAAGAAAGUACGGAAACUGCAUGAUCGCUACGGUCCUCUCGUUCAAGUCGGCCCGAACGAGUUCAGCUUGGGCGAUAAGGGUCUUGUGUACAUCCCGAAACUAAAGCCCAGUCCCUUCGCCGUCGACUCGGAAGCGCUGCAGCGGCUCGAAAAUUCCGUACGAAUGGCCAACGUCUAUCGCAACGAGCAUUUAAUCGAGAAGUGCAACCACCAACUCCUCCGCCUACUUUCAAAUGCCGCUGAGACUGGAGAGUCUGUCCAACUUUCGCCACUUCUUGCUCGAUAUGCAUACGAGACCAUGCUUGCCACCACGACUGGGCAAUUCGCGGGCUUCCUCCAAAUUGACCCUGACGCGGAUCGCAUUCAGGCUCAGAUGAAGGACUGGAAGUUCUUCGCUGUCUUGUAUGGCUCGUAUCUGAAAUACCAUCCACUCAUCGCCAAGAUCUUGAAGAAGUGUGGCGUUCGCGGCGACUCGCAGCAUGAGCUGUUUCGAGGAACGCGUUCGAGCCAAGAGACCGACGACAAUGCCGAUAGCAUGCCUGACAGCUCUUCUGGCCAGCAGAAAGAGGAGCAAGCAUUACUUCCUGGUGAUGCAGAAGCGCGCAUCGCUCUCACGCUCGCCGGUGCCGACCCAGCUGUGAUCCUCAUUCGAACUGCCCUGAGCUACAUUUACAGCGACACUGGCCUUUUGCAGCAACUACGCGAGGAGAUGAAGACCGCGGAUGUGUCAGAGACCCCGAAUUUCAAGGAACUGAUUGCAAAGAGAUUCAAGAUGCCCCUACUACAUGCUGUCUUGCUCGAAUGCAUACGCCUUAACACACCUCUAGAAACCGGCCCAACCUACAAGACACGCGAGGAAGAUGUCCUGGUUGGAGGAUAUCCAGUGCCCAAAGGUACGACAAUAGCCAUUGAGCCCACAAUCGCACACGUAAAUCCGACACACUUUGGCGGCGAUGCAAACGAGUUCCAGCCAACCAGAUGGCUCGAUUUCGAAGUUGGCUCAGCAGCCCGACGUCACCUAUUGGCGUUCAACCUCGCAUACAGCGCAACCAACCUCGAAGAGUUUCAAAUACUCCUUACCUGCAAGCUACUCACUCAACUCCUACCCCAAGUCACCAUGUCCGUACCACACCACGAGACGUUCAACCUGCCUGGCCCCAUCGAGUACGACUUCAAAGUCACUCGUAUGACCGAUGUGUUGCUUCACAUGAAGCCUGCCGCGUUGUACGGUGCCCAUUCUUGUGCUGGCGGCGACUGGGUCAACAAGAAGACUCUCGACAGUCUCAACAUUGUCGAGGUCAUCCACAACCACCUCACACCAGAGGUUGCCAGGGCUAUCUGCAAGGGCGGCCGUUUCGAUCCAUCGCGCGAGAGCUUCAUCGGCCAGCCGGCUUUGUUCACCAACCCUAUUGCCAACCCAAUGAUUCGAGCCAAGGUUAGAGACGUCUUCGAGAAGCUGUUCGGCGACCGUCUCCAGGUGCAGCGUCACUACACCACCAAUCGCUACAUCCUGUUUCCUCCAACGCCAUACAACAUCAACAAGUACGCACGCAAGACUUCGCGCAACACCACGUACACACCAUCGCCACGCAACAAUUUCCAGCCUAUCUCGAGCGGUGCUGCAGUCACCAAGGCAUCCAAUUCGCAGACUGCAGUCGCCAGCCAGCCUGCAUGCACGAGAGAUGCAAGCGACACUGCUGUCGUCAAGGCGUCCAACCCAGAAUGCAAGACCGACGCCAGCACUGCAGUCGCCAGCCAGCCAGCCUCAACCGCCCUCGUCAAGGCUUCCGCCCCAUACUGCAAGACUGAAUCCGCGAGCUCCAAGUCCAAGAAGUCCACCAACAACGACGAGCCGUGGGUGCCAAGAGAAGAACGCAAGGUCGUCAUACCCAAGGGGUUCACGUUCACCGACGAGGGCCUCAAGAGCACUAUGAACUGGGGUGGCUGGUGUUUGGGCUCUCAAAUUCACGAAGGUACCUUCGUGAAGCACAACACCUACGAAGAGAGCAAGAAGCUCCUCGCAGAGCAAGCACAGGCACUCGAGAAGGUCAACUCCGAGAGAGAGUACGGUCCGCAGGUCUUCAAGCCGACGCGCAUCGAGCCGAAGAAGACGACUGAGAGCACUGUCGAGACCAACAAGCCUACUGGCUUCAUCCCACCACACCUCCGCAACAAGCCUGCUGCUGCCGCCACCGAGGUCCCAGCUGCUGAGGCCGAGCCCAAGCAAGACUAA
This is a messenger RNA of Zasmidium cellare ATCC 36951, 2370 nucleotides long. RefSeq lists its product as uncharacterized. Gene Ontology annotation, molecular function: heme binding; monooxygenase activity; iron ion binding. NCBI's taxonomy places the organism in Eukaryota, Fungi, Ascomycota, Dothideomycetes, Mycosphaerellales, Mycosphaerellaceae. The transcript has 5 exons. The record is from RefSeq and is a predicted model, not a curated record. The coding region runs from base 1 to 2370 and encodes 789 amino acids.